UUUAAUAUCUUUUACGAUAUAGGCUUUUGUGAUCUUCAAAAGCGUCGGGCCUAAAAUUCUGGCCCUAUCGCAAUCCGGGCAUAUCCUGUAUGCAAAAGGGAUCAGUUUGUGCUCAUCCACCUUGGGAUCGCUUGUAAACAAACGCUACCGAUAGCAAUGUCCGGAUAUACCCUGCUCCUGGUUCUCAUCCAUAUGCUGACAGCAGUCGCAUCAGCAUCUUCCUUCACACUUCACGUCAAUAAUUCCGCCGAGCUGGUAUCUGGGGAUGGAUCAGAUUCCUCUCCUUUUCAAAAUCUGGACGAUGCGUUUGCCUUUGUUACUGGCCACCUUUCCAAUUACACCAAAUUUGAAAUUAUUUUAGAACAACCCGGCGAUUAUCCUCUCAAUGGUGAUCCUUUCGCGGACGACGGAGGUUACACGUUUGCCUCUAUAUCGGUUGAUCAACCACUGUGGUUGGAAAUUGUCGGGGUGUCCUCUGCGGUUAUUACAGCGACGCCAACGCUGGCGAGCAGUGACGCCGCGGGCCCUAUGUUCAGCAUUAGCAACGGUGCAACCUUGGCCUUCAAGAAUAUGAUGCUUGGAGUUCCCGGGGAUGCUCCUUAUCUGGACAUUACUUGGAAUUUUAAUGCCGUCGACAAUUCAUCGAUCAUUUUUGAUCGGGUCACAUUUGGCACUUCAGUUACAACCUUGACAGGAGCGUCUACAUUCAUGGUGAACAACAAUGACCAAUCCUCCACUAGCAUGAUGGAUUGUUCAAUGUCCUCGGCUGUGUACCUAUACCCCAUUGUGACUGGCACCUCCACUUUGGAUAUUUCAUCCAUGCGAGCGACCGAUGCACAGAAAUCUGCCUUGACAAUUUAUGCAACAGAUUUUGCUAUCGUUCGGGUUAGUGAUAGCAUCUUCGUCAAUCAGGUCUGCUGGCAAGAGCUACAGGGAUUAGUCUAUACAGAUGGACACGCUGAAGUGCAUUGGAGUAACUCGAUCGUACGCAAGCGCGAUAUGAAUGGGAUGGACACUAGCUUCGACGUUUUUCAGCCGAUGGGAGAUUCUGUCAUGUACAUUUCAAACUCUAGUUUUGAAGAUUUUGGACGGAUAGUUUGGGCUUGGACACAAUCAAGCACAACAAUUUGGAAUUCUACAUUCCUCAACAACUCUGCGGCGUCCGAUAGCAGGAUUGCGCUGGUGGGCCCGGUAUCCCAUCUCACGAUUGACAACUGUACCUUCAUUGCUAAUGGAGGGGGCUUCCAGUCGUAUCAGUAUGCUCCGAUUACGAUUCGUAAUUCAAUUUUCAUAGAUCAUGAGAUUGGAGACUUUGUUGGAACCAUGUUCGACCUUGCGAGAGGGGCAUGGGUGCAGCUUCAAAACGUGAGCAUGACCAGCAGCAGCGAGUUUCCCGUCAAUGUCCCUUCCAUCGUUGUUAUGUACGAUGACUCGUAUUUUGCAGCGGAUGGACUGACGCUUACUGGUUACAAGUGCCUCCAGUGUUUCGAUAUAGAGGAUGCCGGCAAGUUCUACUUAACGAAUUCUACCAUAUCAGCUGUUGAAGCGGAAACAUUGGUAUUCUUCGGCCGCAAACCUAUUGAUCUCAUCACGGGUGUGGAACCCGCCGUGAUAACUACGACUUCAUUUUUCAAUAUACAAGGACAGGUUAUCUCCGCCGCUCUUACCGUCCUUCAUGUUCAGAAUUCAACUUUUGUUAAUAACAACGGAGGCUCUCUCUUGCAACUGAGGGAUACUCAAACAAACUUCUACUUCUCCAAUUGUUCAUUUACUGGCAACACGAGUCCUGAGAAUGGCGCCGUCGCUAGUACCUGCGGGGGGACUCUGUCUUUCAUUGACACCGUUAUUGCCAACAACAGCGCAAACGCUCUUGGUGGGGCAAUAUUCUGCGACUUCGGGAGCGGCCAGCGUCUCGUCAUCAAACGUAGCAAGAUUUCAAGCAACACUGCCAGAGUUGGAGGUGCCAUAUAUAGCGAUAACUUGGCAAGCGCGGAUCAGUUGGUUCUCCAAGAUCUGGUGUUUGAUGCAAAUAUCGCCGUCGCCCGAGGUGGUGCAUGGUACAGCUCCGCCAAAAGUCCACUUGUGGAAGAAGGGGGAAGUAUUGUCUACAACGGCAAUAUGGCGCCUGGUGCUCCUACUCGAGGAACAGGGCCAUUGACGUUAGGUCUGAUAGCUCCUGUGGAGCCGUCGCUAGCGGUUUACUCUGGUGAUAUUUUACCGAAGCUGACUCUGGCUGCGUAUGAUGCUUACAAUCAAACCUAUUACACCGUCGAGGAUGACCCAAUCUUGGUUCUCGAGAUAUCUGUUCUCUGUCCUUAUGGAGUAGAAGCUCAUAACGUGACACUGGUGGGCCAAGCGGAGUCAUUGCUGGUGGACGGGAGUGCGACAUUUCUAGGUUUGUCAGUUUUAACGAACGCCGGUAACUACACCUUGAAAUUUGCGGAGCAACCGGCGCCGGGUAUGGAUACCUCCUCCCUUCAUGAUGUCACCCUUCCGCUAGUUAUCAAAACGUGCGAUCCACCACUCCUCCUCGUAGAAAUUGACGGAAGUCCGUAUCCACAAUGCAGGCCCGCCUUGUGUCCUCGUGGUUGCUCCCCAGCGGGGGCUUGUGUUGCCGACGGAAACUGCACUUGCUCAGUAGACCCCAGCUACGAAGGCUUUGACUGCCGCUUGAAGAAAUCUGUCAAUGAUUCCAUGAGCUUCACAUUCGCAAAUUCCCUGGUUCCCUAUACUAUACAAGCACGCGAUGUCUUGUUCAGCAAUCUCUCGCAGUUGUACCAGCCUGACUAUGCUGUUGUAUAUCGAAGCUUUUCUCCCAGCAUAGACACCGUCGUCUUCAAAUACUCGCUAAUGAAGAUUGCCUCCGACGAUUUUGUCAGCUACCGCGAGCUUCAGAGCAUGAUUCCCGGCACCGUUGCUCUCCUUUCGCAAUUGGGGCUUCCAUCAUCCGAUGCCUCAAUUGUGGCCGGCGACCUUGCAAAUAUAGAUAGAGGGGUACCAGGCAUUGUCAUCAUGGCAAUUGCUGUCCUGGGUAUCUUCCUGACAGCUGGCAGCGAAAUCGUCAUAUUCCGGAGGGGCAAUAACAGUGCUCCUACGUACACUGUCAAUUCGCUGUUAGCUGUGGGCACGGCAUUUCUGUGGGCAUACCCAAUUACCGACGCCGUCGAACCCACCUCAAUUACCUGCAGAACGCAAAUUCUGCUUGUCCCAUUCACCUUGGGAAUUAUUUUGCCAUGGCUUCUUGUCAAAGCUUUUUACUAUCGAUAUUACCUCAUGAACGGUGUAUUGCUGCGGAGAGGGAUGUCACGUUCCGACCGCAAUGCGUUCCUUUCAGUGUUUACAGGGCUCCACCUUCUCUUUUGGGCCAUUACAAUCGUCUGGCUAACUACUGAUCUACCCGUGCCAAAAAUUCAGUAUGACGAGUCUUCUCAACUACGAUAUUGGACAUGCCAGGGUUCCGCGCCAUUUACUCGCUCCCCUCAUCUCUUCACUCUUCUUAGCUUCUCGUGUCUACUGCUGGCCAUCUCAGGCGUUGUGUUGCGUCGGAUCGGCUCCUCUCAGUUUGCAUCUUCUAUUCCAGCGCGCCAGGAUAAGAUGAUCUUCGGAAACGUUUUCAACUUUCUUGUCCUGGGUGCAUUGCUAGUGGGGCUAGUAAUCCCCGAAUUUCUGAACGCAAGGAUCCAGAUUGCUGUUCGAGCAGUUGUCAUAUUUACGGCCGCAGCGACUCUUGUUGCUACCAGCUUCAUUUUCCGCAUGGUGGAAACCAAACGGGAAGGAACUGCGGGAGAAGUGACACAGUCCAUGAUACUUAAAAUCGCCUUUUCCACCAAUCAAUCGCAGAAACCUCAAACGGAGUAUAUUCCUGUAAAGUACAAUAAGAGCUCUCUGGUUUUCUGGUCGGCAGCGGAGAUGGAUCUACAGCUCCCGCAUCUAGUUCUAUAUGAUUCUGAAAGCAAGGCGGGUCGAUUUUAUGACUUGAAGAAAUGUCAGAUAGUAAAAGCUUCAAACUACUGCAUACGGAUAAAACCUAAGAAGCAAAUGGAGGAGUUACACAUUCAGCUGAACUCGGAUGAUGCCGUGAGCGCCUUUCUGCAAAAAGCUGAAAGCUAUUUAAAUCAAGCAAGGAAAGAGCAAAAUCUAUAAGUUACUUGUAGUGUUGGGUGCAUCUACUUGUAUUCUGUAAUCGUCGCCGUCAAUAAAGGAAUGAUCGGG
Molecule: messenger RNA, 4212 nt
Organism: Spizellomyces punctatus DAOM BR117
Lineage: Eukaryota; Fungi; Chytridiomycota; Chytridiomycetes; Spizellomycetales; Spizellomycetaceae
Exons: 19
Coding region: 157-4143 (1328 amino acids)
Source: RefSeq, a predicted model, not a curated record